AUGCCGACGCCGGACAGCAGUGACAAGCCCUCCGACUCCUCCGCUGACUUCUCUCGCAGCCGGUGCGAGACACCCAUAACCUCCCCUCCCCUCCGAGCCGCAGCAUAUUCCAAAGAGCGGCCUCGAUCAGCCCGCAACAAGCAUACCGUUACCUUCAAUUCCCACAUUAUGCGGCCUAUGCUCUCGGCCAGCUGUAGGCGUGUCCGGCCUGAUUCUGAUACCGAGCGUCCGGCCAAGGCUGCUCGACUGUCGUGGAAGAGCUCUCACCAAUUGCCUACGUCCUCACCGGCCCUUAAUUGCUAUAUAACAACUCGCCGGCACCCUUGCCCCUUUAUAUCCGAUACCACAAUCCCCGAGCUAUCUUCUCCUGUAUAUCAAGCCCUAUCUGAUAAGGAGAACGACCCGGAUCUGCCUAUACAUAGCUUCCGGCAUGGAUCCUCGCCGCCUUGUACGCCGCCUUGUACGCCGCCUCCCAAGUAUGCCUAUCUGGCCCGGAGUGAACAGCACGAACAUGGCGCAGACCUGCUCAUAUACCAGGCCAAGUCGCCUACCCCGGGUCGCGUAUUCAACUUUGCUGAUUUCGUGAAUGUGACCCCUAGUCCUGCUCAGCCUGCUUGGGGCGGCCGUACACCUGGCAACCCAGGUCGCACCCCUCUUUCUACCAAGGAUACCCACAAGCGAUUGAACUUUGAUGCACUUGUUCCACCUAGUACCUCAAGUCCUCGCCUCCGAGCGAAGGAGACUGGGCUGGCUCUGCAACUAGGCGGCGAGCCACGGCCUUGAAUUGGACUAACGCGCCUUUCUCGCCCUUCCAUCCAUACCUACACAGCCCCUGCCGACACAGCUCCUUGCAAUUCCCCCCGGCAUCUGACUCGGUGCUUAUAAGAGCGACCUAUCUGUCGCUUCGUCUGGCUCCACGAGAGGGAAAGAUGGAGUUGCUUCCUGCCCACAAAUUGUCGGCUGAGCCUUGGCCGAAGGUUCCUCGUGUUUCUUGUCAGUACGGAUUCUCUGCGCUAUCCCGACUGUCUUUUCUAUGUGCGAUCUGCCACGAUAAUUCCAAGUGCAUUGACCGAAGUACCAAGGAGAGUAUGGAACCACCCAUCGCAUUAUCCUUGCAACGGGCGGUCGCAGGUCAUAGAUAUCGGAUACGAGGGUUGAUCUGUCCGCGAAGUGGUCCUUAUCGGGCCAUUAUGAGAUAUUUUGUGCCCCUCGUAGGCCGCUGAUAGCGCGGUCAGUAAGACUAACGGGGAUAUAUAAUGUUGGUAGAAGUCGGGAAUAGGGUGUAGCCUCCUGAGUUCGUGGGACAUACGCAAGUGGAAGCUCAC
Molecule: messenger RNA, 1325 nt
Organism: Penicillium subrubescens
Lineage: Eukaryota; Fungi; Ascomycota; Eurotiomycetes; Eurotiales; Aspergillaceae
Exons: 3
Coding region: 1-783 (260 amino acids)
Source: RefSeq, a predicted model, not a curated record